Molecule: messenger RNA, 2489 nt
Organism: Odocoileus virginianus texanus
Lineage: Eukaryota; Metazoa; Chordata; Mammalia; Artiodactyla; Cervidae
Source: RefSeq, a predicted model, not a curated record
UGGGCGCGUCUCCGCAGGUGCCUGCGGCCGCCUGGCUGUGGGAGCUCCUCGGGCUCGCUCCCUCCCCGCUCUCGGGAAAAACUGAGGCAACAACUCCGUUCCGGAGGCCGCGAGGACUGUGAGGACGCCGCCAGAAUCCUCGGCAGCCUGGAAAUCCCAUCACGUUGGUUCCCUGAGACUUGGCGGAGGAACUGACAGCUGGCUGACAGAAAACUCAUCCAAGGAGAGAAAAGACAUAAGUGAAGUGUGAAAUUGUGAAUAACAUUUUCAGAUAUACCCAGCGGCUCUCAGUCCAGAGAUUCUCUGUUUCACCGUUUCUGGAGAAUAACCUGGACACCUUUUGAGGUAUUGAUUCUGACUUUUGAAGAUGGAUGAAUGUGUAGAAAUUUCCAGUGAUGGAAAUUCUCUAAUUAAAGCGGUCCAUCAGAGCCGGCUUCGCCUAACAAGACUUUUGUUGGAAGGUGGCGCCUACAUCAAUGAGAGCAAUGACCGUGGGGAAACACCUUUAAUGAUUGCUUGUAAGACCAAACAUGUUGAUCACCAGAGUGUCAGUAAAGCCAAAAUGGUUAAGUACCUGUUAGAAAACAAUGCUGAUCCCAACAUACAGGACAAAUCUGGGAAAACUGCCUUAAUGCAUGCUUGCUUAGAAAAAGCUGGUCCUGAAGUUGUUUCGUUGCUCCUAAAGAGCGGGGCCGACCUCAGCUUGCAAGAUCAUUCUAGUUCCUCGGCCCUGGUUUAUGCUAUAAAUUCAGAAGAUAGAGAGACCCUGAAAGUUCUCCUUAGUGCUUGCAAGGCAAAAGGGAAAGAGGUCAUUAUCAUAACGACAGCAAAAUCGCCCUCUGGCAGACACACCACCAAACAGUACUUAAAUAUGCCUCCUGGGGGUAUGGAUGGGUGUCAUACCCCAGCCACCUGUGCCUCUCCUUCAGAAAUAGACUUAAAAACAGCCUCAUCGCCACUUUCACAUUCUUCUGAAACUGAAACGACACUUUUUGGCUUUAAAGAUCUGGAGCCUGCAGGAAGCAAUGAUGAUACUGGGGAUGGAGGCUCCCCUGUGAGGAAGCCUGGUCUGGCCCCUAACGGACCCAAGCUCCCUCAGGCUCCUCACUGGAUCAGGAGCCCUCCUUCGUUAAUGCACAGAGUGGCCUCCUUACAAGAGGAGCUCCAGGAUAUUACUCCAGAGGAAGAAUUAUCCUACAAAGCCAACCGGCUGGCACUUUCCAAGCGAUUCAUUACUAGGCACCAAAGUAUUGAUGUAAAAGACACUGCGCAUUUGCUAAGAGCCUUUGAUCAGGCCAGCUCAAGAAAGAUGUCAUUUGACGAAGUAAAUCAUCAAUCAUUUUUUUCUGAAGGAAAUCAGCAAUGCAUUGACAUCCCAGUGGAUCAGGACCCAGACUCUAACCAGACAAUAUUUGCUUCCACCCUAAGAAGUAUAGUUCAAAAAAGAAACUCAGGGGCAAAUCACUACAGUUCUGAUUCCCAGCUCUCAGCUGGUCUUACCCCUGCAGCUUCAGACGAUGGCAAAGCACAUAUAGGAAAGAAAAAGAUUCUCUCGCCAUCUUCUUCCUUACUAUCAGGGUCCAAAGAAUUGUUGGAGAAUAUCCCCCCAGGUCCCCUGAGCAGGAGAACUCAUGCCCUUUUAGAAAGGCGUGGUUCAGGAGCUUUCCCUUUAGAUCACAGCAGUACACAAACCAGACCAGGAUUCCUGCCACCCUUAAAUGUGAACCCUCACCCUCCCAUAUCAGAUGUCAAUGUCAGCAACAAGAUUUCCAGCCUUCUUUCUUGUGGUCAAAAAGUGCUUAUGCCAACAGUUCCUAGUUUCCCCAAAGAAUUCAAAAGUAAAAAGAUGUUGUUAAGGAGACAGUCAUUGCAAACAGAACAAAUUAAGCAGUUAGUUAAUUUUUAAGACAUGGCUAGAAAAUACGUUUUGUUCACGUUUAACCAGAAAAAUACAGAACUAGAAGAUUCAAAUGUUCAUCCUUUUAAAUCUUUUUAUUGGUUAGUUCAUAAUAAUUAGGGGUUAUCAAAAUGUACUGUGUCCCAUCAUACUAUGCACUGUAGAUAUAUAAAUUAUAGAUAAUUUUUGAAAAGAGAUUCUCUUAAAGCGAUUUGUUUUAAAAACCUUCCAUAUUUAACACACUUUAUGUGGUCCAAGUUUUUAAUUUAAACAAAAAUAAGCAAACAAAGAAGGUUACAUAUGUUGGAGAUAACUUUAAAGUUUUCAAUUUUGCCAAAAUUUUAUUAGGAAACAUUGUGUUCAAAUCAGUAAUUUUUUAAAAAAGCAUUUCAAGAUUGUAAUUUGCCAUGAUGCCAACAUCAUAAAAUAUUAACAGCUAUAAAUUGUUCUAUGGUCAAUAAGCCUAAGCUACAAAGAAAGAAUGAACUAAUUCUUGAAAAAUCUUGACUGCAGGUAGGUGACAAUCUAAUUAAUAUUUUUAAAGGUCAACCAUUAUAGUAGACAAGGCAGCUAAUAUGUGUUGUCAGCUUAA